This is a messenger RNA of Polypterus senegalus (gray bichir), 2313 nucleotides long. RefSeq names its product protocadherin-10-like. Gene Ontology annotation, biological process: homophilic cell-cell adhesion. Gene Ontology annotation, molecular function: calcium ion binding. Gene Ontology annotation, cellular component: plasma membrane. NCBI's taxonomy places the organism in Eukaryota, Metazoa, Chordata, Cladistia, Polypteriformes, Polypteridae. Bases 1 to 2313 code for a protein of 770 amino acids. The transcript has a single exon. The record is from RefSeq and is a predicted model, not a curated record.
AUGGAGCACGGAACAGUAAUUGGAAAUAUAUCCUCCAAUAUUGAUGUAGAUACUAGUAAUCUAUAUAAACGGGGCCUGCGGAUUGCUUUGGGGAGUGGAAAGAAUUACCUAGAUAUUAACACAAUAAACGCACAGUUAUUUAUUAAGGAAAAAAUCGACCGUGAAAAUAUUUGCGCCUUUAAAGAUGAAUGCAUUCUUAAUCUAGAAGCUUUACUACAAAAUCCACUGCAGAUGUUUAGCAUUGAAGUAGAAAUCUUGGAUGUGAAUGACAAUGCUCCGAGAUUUCCUUUCAGAGAAAGUCGAAUAAACAUUUCAGAAUCGAAGCUAAAAGAUGAAAGGUUUUUGUUGGUUAAGGCCGUGGACCGUGAUAUUGGUAAUAACUCCGUGUGUGAUUAUAAAUUGAGUGAAAAUAUGUAUUUUGAAAUCGACGUGCAGAAUUGGAAGGAUGGCUCUGUUUCUGCUGAUUUAUUAAUUAAGGAGACACUGGACAGAGAACAACAAGCGGUGCACAGUUUAAUUCUGACGGCCAUAGAUUGUGGAUUACCUGCCUUGUCUGGCUCGAUUAAUAUAACGGUUACCAUACUUGAUGAAAACGACAAUGCUCCCAAAUUUGAAAGACAGAUUUACCAAGUAGAGGUUUUAGAAAAUACAUUAAUAGGAACCACCUUUAUUACUCUAAACGCAAAAGACGCUGAUGAAGGCUCCAAUGCUGAGUUAUUAUAUUCAUUUAAUCCUCACACCUCCGAGGAGGCGCAGAUAAAGUUCCGUUUGAAUUCGAGAACUGGUGAACUCAGUGUUAGUGAACUACUGGAUUUCGAAGAAGCUUCCCUGUAUGAAUUAUUUGUACAAGCAAAAGAUAACGGGCCGAAUCCUAUGACUGGGCAUUGCAAAGUAAUAAUACGAAUAAGUGACAGCAAUGACAACCACCCAGAAAUUGUUGUUGCGUCAUUGCAGAGUUCAGUACUAGAAGAUGUACCCAUAGGCACAGUCAUCGCACUCUUUAGUGUCACAGACAUGGACUCUGGAAACAAUGGCAGGGUUAACUGUCAUAUAUCAGAUAACAGUGAGUUUGAACUUAAACAAACUAUGGAUAAUGUGUUUGCUUUGGUGACUGCAGGACUUUUGGAUCGAGAAAAAAAAUCUAGCUUUAAUAUCACUAUCGUCGUGAAGGAUGAAGGCACUCCACCCCUCUCAAACAAUAAAACAAUUUCUUUAAGUCUGUUAGAUGUAAAUGACAAUGCGCCAUCGUUUUCACGUUAUUCAUACGAAAUUCCCAUUUCAGAAAACAACAUCCCUGGCUCUCUGCUGUGUUCCAUUACUGCAAAGGAUCCUGAUGCAGAUCUAAAUGGCGCUCUGACAUAUUACAUAAAAGAAACAAAUGGGUAUAAUAACACCUUCACGAAGUAUUUUUCCAUCAAUCGGGACAAUGGAAACAUUUACUCACUGCAGUCUUUCGACUAUGAGAAACAGACAUUUUAUACGUUUGAUGUGGUAGCUAAAGACUUUGGCAGUCCUCAGCUAAGCAGUAGUGUGAAUGUGAAGAUAACUGUUCUUGAUGAAAACGAUAACACCCCAGUUAUCGUUUCACCUUGGCGCCCUCAUGGAUCAAUAGUAAGCGAUACAAUUCCGAGUUCAGCUGAAGAAGGAUAUUUAGUGACUAAAGUUAUAGCAAUUGAUGACGACUCGGUUCAAAAUUCACGAAUUACAUACCAAUUGCUUCAAGUUACUGACCAGACAUUAUUUACAUUAAACCAAUACAGUGGAGAACUUCGAACCAGAAGACGUUUUGUCCUUAGAGACUCUUCCAAACAAAGACUUGUGAUUCAGGCUCGGGACAAUGGCAAUCCUUCACUGUCAUCGACUGUUACGAUCCUUAUAUCAAGAUCUGACCCCGAAGUAGAAGGUCUUCUGACACUUAAUGACGAGCUAGAGACGGAUUAUUUCACGUCUUUAAAUAUUUAUCUGAUGAUAGGUCUCGCAACUGCUUCAUUCAUGCUCAUUUUUACUAUAGUGAUCUGUACUGCACUUAAAUGUCAUCGUAAGCCAUCUGAGGAGAGCACAAAAGCGGCGCAUCGGAUAAGCUGCUACAGCCAAAGGGAUUCAAUGAUUUCUGACCUGCCGGCACACUCGACUUUAUAUUCGAGUGACGCUUACUGGCACAGCGUGCUUUUGGCAGAAUCAAGAAAAGGAAAAAUGCUGGUGAGGCAGUCAAUGCCCAAUGGAACUGGCUUCAUUGUGUCAAGUUUGGAGAGGAAUUCGGAGCAGGGAACGAUAAGCGAAUUAGCCGACACACCAAUCCAGGUAAGGUUGUAA